AUGGAAAUAUCAGCACCGACAGAGAAUUUCCAUGUGAAAUGCCGGGCUUGUUUAGACCAAGUCGACGACUUACAGUCCCUUUCAAGUAGCGAUGAUUCAACGCAAAUGACAUAUGCCGAACUUCUGAUGGAAGUAACAAAUGUUAAUAUAAUGUCAGAUUGUGCCAACACAAUUCCUGCAUUUAUUUGCAUUCAGUGUUUGCAAAAAUUAAAAUCGUCACAUUCCUUUAUAAAACAAGUGCAGGAAGCCAAUGAGAAAUACUUGGCGCUGGUAAAGGAAGUCAUAUAUGAACCAGAAGUUCCAGUCAAAGUCGAAGCACCUGACGAUGAUGAUGAGAUGGCGGCUGAAAUGUGUGAUUUAAAUAAUGGAGAAUCAGUUAUCGAUAUACCAAUUAAAACCGAACCACUUGAUAAUCCAUUGGGUAUAUUGCCCAAGGAAACUGAUGGCGAUUGGGAGAAUCGAGAUGGUGAGCAGAACAUAAAUCCUAACCACAUCAAAGAAGAGGAUGUGGAUUCCUCACAACAUUCCUUUGAAUAUGAUUCCGAAUCAAGUGACAAUGUAAAUGAUGAUGAUACCACCUACAAUACCAAUGAAUGUGACGACAAUAAUGCAGGAGAUGAUACUGAAUGUGCUGUACUCUGUUCCCAGUGCAGCAAAGUUUUUAAAAAUGCCAAAGAACUACAACGACAUUUAAGAAAUGCCCACGUUCCAGAAGAUCAAAAAUGUGCAUGCCCUGUGUGCGGUGCAAAAUAUACACGUUCCUAUAGUAUGUAUUAUCAUAUGCGUACUCAACAUGGUCCAGAAUCGGUAAAAAUUAUACUACCACCAAGAUCGGGUACAUUCCAAUGUGAAAAAUGUCCACGCAAAUAUACCCAACAGAAAUAUCUAAAACGUCACAUUAAAGAUAAACAUAGCGGAAAAGAAGAAGAAGAAAAAGAGGAAAUAGAAAAGGAUACGGACGUAUCAAAAAAUCAACCAAAAAGGCAGAUAGUAAAAAAAGAUCGCCUCUGUUCCGUAUGUGGUAGUUCAUUUGUAAAUAAAACUCAACUAAUCAUACAUAUGCGACGACACACCGGUGAAAUGCCCUUUAAGUGUGACUUGUGCGAAAAGGCAUAUCCACGGAAAUCUGAGUUAACCUAUCAUCAACGAAUACACACCGGUGAAAAACCCUAUAAAUGUACACUGUGUGACAAAUCUUUUCGUAUAUCGGCUAAAUUGAAAAAUCACAUGCGUUCCCAUACCAAUGAGAGACCAUAUAAAUGUACUGAAUGCGAUCGUAGCUAUAAAUAUUCCAAAGAUUUGAAUAUUCAUAAACGUGUACAUACGGGUGAAAUGCCCUAUUCGUGUACUAUAUGUGAUAGUACAUUUGCACAUAGUAACUUACUGAAUAGUCAUCGUAUCACACAUCAUCCUGAUGCGGAUGCUAAAAAUCUCAAAUACGGAAUUUCAUCGAAUCUGUUGAAUUCAGAUCGGCAUUUUCUGGAAUAA
This is a messenger RNA of Musca vetustissima, 1488 nucleotides long. Its product is annotated as zinc finger protein 883. Gene Ontology annotation, molecular function: zinc ion binding. Bases 1 to 1488 code for a protein of 495 amino acids. The record is from RefSeq and is a predicted model, not a curated record. Gene Ontology annotation, cellular component: nucleus. The transcript is spliced from 3 exons. Lineage: Eukaryota; Metazoa; Arthropoda; Insecta; Diptera; Muscidae.